This is a messenger RNA of Anastrepha ludens (Mexican fruit fly), 1114 nucleotides long. RefSeq names its product putative nuclease HARBI1. The coding region runs from base 191 to 1114 and encodes 307 amino acids. Lineage: Eukaryota; Metazoa; Arthropoda; Insecta; Diptera; Tephritidae. The transcript has 3 exons. The record is from RefSeq and is a predicted model, not a curated record.
GCGUGCCCGAGCAAGUUCGAAUUCGAAAGAGUAAUAUUACGUUUCCACCAAAAGCAAACACCGUGUUUGCAGGAGUUGUGUUUGGGAGAACUGUCAACUGUUUCCACCGAAAGUUUGGGAGAAACUGUGUUUGAACUGUCUUUUGUUGACAUUGUGAAAUAAGAAUUAUAAAAAUUGAUAAAAUUAUAAAAUGGUGCAUAAAAUUCAAUUUGUUAUGUUGAUUUUAUCAUUUUAUUUUAAAAUAAUUGAUAGUGAGUUGGUCACAUAUUAUUUAAAAAAAAGGUUAAGGGAAAAUAAAAUAAUUUUAAGCGUUGCUGCCAAUUUAAUGCGUUCGCAAAGUGUAUGGUCUUUGGAACAUUCCAGUACCUUUUGGGAAGUAGACUGCCAGAGUAAUGGGGACAAGUUUUUCAAAAAUAAUUUCCGAAUGGAAAGAUCCUGCUUUGAAAAAUUGUGCAGCAAACUUGAAAAAAUAGCCAAAAGAAAAACGAACUAUCGAAACCCGAUUUCACUAAAAAAGCGCGUGGCAAUUGAUCUGUAUGCACUAGGAUCUUCUAGUGAAUACAGAUCAAUUGGACAUUUGUUUGGAGUAGGCAAAGCAACUGUUUGCAAAAUACUCAUCGAGUUUUGCAAUGAAGUUGGGACAUCUUUGGCUCCAAUAUAUUUGAAAAAUUUUCCACUGACAAGGGCGCAAAUUGAGAAUGGAGUCGCAGAUUUUAAUGCAAUGGGCUAUCCACAAUGUAUUGGAGCAAUAGAUGGAUGUCAUAUUGAAAUUCAUCCAAGAAAGGAAGAAGCCAUUGAUUACUACAACUACAAAGGGUGGUAUUUCGUAGUACUAUUGGCUUUGGUAGACGCAAAAUAUAGAUUUGUUUAUAUAUAUUGCGGCAGUCCUGGAAGAUGCAACGACUCCGGAAUUUUUGAAAAAUCAUCGCUAAAGCGCGAGUUGCAAAGUUGUGCACUUCUUGAUGAAUUGAGCUUGCUGUAUGGAUCCACAAAAAUACCAGUCCAUAUUAUAGGGGACUCUGCUUUUCGUCUCUCUCAGCAUUUAAUGAAGCCAUAUCCUACAAAGAGUCCAAUUGGUUUAAAUCUGAAAAACAACUUUUCACCAGAACAAUAA